AUGCCACCAUCGUACGGAACACAAGCAUACUGGGACGAACGUUUCACAAAAGAGAACCACUUUGAGUGGCUAUUGCCUCCCGAUGCGCUGACGGGACCGGUCCGUGACGCCCUCGAGACGUGCGGCGAGACUGCUGCUGCUGCUGCUACUGCGUAUUACCCGAGACUUCUGCACAUUGGCUGCGGCUCGUCAGACUUGUCGUUUCACCUACGCAGUCUGGUGACGCAUGGCGAGCAAGUCGUCAAUGUGGAUUACUCCGAGGUCGCCAUCCGGAAAUGCGUCGAGCAGGAAGCCCUGCGUAGAAGCCGCGACAAUAACGGUGGUGAUCACGCAAGUAUGAUUUGGAAGACGGCAGACUUGCUCGCCCCGGCUUCCGUGGCCAUGCUGAGGCCGGCAACAGACCGUCUUGGCCAUGAUGCCGCCAAGGAAGCAGCACCAGGCUUUUUUGAUGUUAUUGUAGACAAAAGCACGAGCGACUGCAUAGCCUGCGCCGAUGACGUGAAAGUCGACCUGCCGUACCGUCUCUGUCUCCCUCUGCACCGAACUGCGGUAUCAUUGGCAGAUUACCCAGAAUUCGAGGUGCCGACAGUGGUGCCAUGCUCAAGUUAUGUGCACCCUCUCCACGUCAUUGCCGUCCACCUCGCGGCCUUGGCCAGGCCCAGGGUCGCGCGCUGGUUGUGUCUUUCCUACUCGGACGAUCGGUUCGACUUUCUGGGGACGAGCCAUAUCAACAACAGCAGCAGCAGGAAAGACUCUCCAGCUUUCGACGACGACGACGACAACAACAACCUUGUCCCAGACGGCUUCCCUGACCCGCGAGUGUUGUGGAGGGUCGAGAAGAAGCAGGAAAUAGUGGUUGGAGAGGAGGAGGAGUCGGGAGACGUUGCGAGGCCGUAUGUCCACCGACCGCCCACGGUGUAUUGGCUGUAUACCCUCGUCCGUACGGAGCAACCUCUCUGA
Molecule: messenger RNA, 960 nt
Organism: Pestalotiopsis fici W106-1
Lineage: Eukaryota; Fungi; Ascomycota; Sordariomycetes; Amphisphaeriales; Sporocadaceae
Exons: 1
Coding region: 1-960 (319 amino acids)
Source: RefSeq, a predicted model, not a curated record